Schistosoma intercalatum is the source of this 6550-nucleotide messenger RNA. NCBI's taxonomy places the organism in Eukaryota, Metazoa, Platyhelminthes, Trematoda, Strigeidida, Schistosomatidae. The record is from the annotation of a GenBank genome assembly.
GUAAAUGGCCAAUAAAAAUACAAAAAAUUCCUUUGAAUGGUUAUCAAGCUUUAAACGGAAAUGAUCAUAUAAACUCUUUGAAUUGGGAUUCCAAGUUAAGGAUUGCUUCGUGGUACAAUUUGAUGAUUUCCGUAAUAGAAUAAUCACAGCAUAUAAAUAUACUACUAGUCCAUCAUUGAAAUUAUCUUUAACAGAAUCGACUAAAUUCAAUGUUAAUGAAGGAGUACAAUUGACGUUAUCAUUUAAAUUAUUUAAUUUAUCCAGUUAUAAUUAUUAUCGAUUUGAAGUUUGGCAACCGAUCGGUUUACUUUUUGGUAAUUAUAACCAAAUAGCUAACAAAAUUUUGUAUCAUUCAAAUUUAUCUAAAUGGUUUAAAAUUGAAUGUGAACCGCCAUCAGUGUCGCCAUCAUUAGUAUCUACUCAUAUGUUGAAUUUAGAUCAAAUGAAAAUUAUAUGGCAGCCUCUUUCUCCGGAGGAGUGGAAUGGAAUACCUGGUGGGUAUUUAAUUACAAUUCAGGAAGCUGAGAGCGAACAUACACACAGUUUAAUGACAACUUAUCCGAAUCACGAUCAUAUGUAUAGUGCAAAUGAAACAGUAAAAAUUCAAAUUAUUCAAAGCAAGUGUGGUUUAGAUUAUUUACAAAUAUUUAUUAAUGAUAGCACGGCUUUCUCAUAUAUCACUGGAGAUUUGAAAUUCGAUAGUGAUUACAUAAUAAGUAUUCGUGCUGCAAGUGUAGAAAUCGGAAAUUCUGACAAAUGGUUAUUGGGUCCACAAACUGUUAUUCAACAUUUGUCAAUUUACAAACAAGCAAAAAAUAAUGAAGACAUAAGAUUUCUAAUUUCGAUGAGAACGUCAAAAUUUAUUCCAUACAAUCUUAAUGUUUCACGUGAACUAGAUUGGGUAGUUGUGAGUUGGAAAGAGAAUAUCAAAGUAGAGUGUGGACAAUUACCAGAAGGUUACCAACUAAUCUUCAAUAAAGUAUGGUUUAACGAAAAUACAAAUGAAACAUUACAGAAUGAUGAUGUUGAUGAUGAUGAUGAUGUCAACUAUUUGAAAUUUAUUCCAUUCAAUCAUACAAAUUUAAAUCGUAAUAAAAUUUUACAAUCUAGUAAUUCAUUUUAUGAAAAUAUCUUGAAACUUCCAUUGAAAAUAUUUUUUAAUUCAAAUGAAGCCUGUUCUUUUAAUGGAUAUUUAAGAUUUCGAUUAUAUAUAAUUGGCCAGUCAAUCAGUAAAGAUACUGAACAGGCUACAGUUUAUAUGAACCUUAAAGGAGAGAAACUAAGACACCGUUUAUUACUGCGUAAAAUAAUUCCAUUGUCAAAACAGAAAAAAGCACGUGUGCUGAUUACUUGGAUACCAAACAUUAAUAAUGAUAAACCAUUGUUUCCUCAUACAAAUACAUUCACUUUAAAAUGGACAAGAAUUGAUCCUAUAUCAUAUGAAAAUUUGAGUUUACCAUUCACACGAUUAAUCAGUUGGCCAGAUGCGAAUAAUCCUGUCUUGAUGAAAUCAAUUGAAAAAGCAUCAAUGAAACAAAAAUAUUCAGAAUAUUUGAUUACUGUUGAUGAGCUGUCAAUGGAAGCAACAUAUUUAUUUCAACUAAUCGAAACAAACUUCAGUCAACCGAUAAAUAUUACCGUAAACGAUGAAAAAAUGUGUUCAAGUAAAACAGAGUUAUUGGUUUAUGUAACAACCGUUGAAAGUUUUCAAACAAGACCACGCCAACGUCCAGUAACGCCCAAAAUACAAAUAUCACAGAGUAGUAUCACACAAAAACAGAAUAAAUAUACAAUUUGUCCUAUCGCCACAGCUCAUUUAUCGUGGCCUAAUUAUUUACGCCAGUUACAAUCAAAUCAAACAACUGAAUAUAGUUCCGGAUUUCUGUAUACAUCUCCAGUCACAAAUUAUACUUUACAUUAUGCAGAAGUAAUGAAUAAUAGUUUCAGUGAAGAUAUUUAUAGUAAGAAUCCAAAUAAUUAUGGUUCUGUUAACUGGAAGACGUAUCAACCAGCACCACAGAUUGAUGAAGUGAAUGAUUUCUUAGUAGAUGGGCUCCUACCUUAUAAAAUGUACAUUUUUCGUCUAGCUGCUCAAACUGAUACUGGAAUUAGUCCUUUCAGUCUACCAACUGAUAUUUUGGUAACAAGUCCGCAAAGACCUUGCUAUUAUUCAAUUAAAUUAGAAUUUGAACUGAGAUCUCAUCUGCACUUUGAAAUAUCCCAAAGUUCUGGUCAGACCGCAAGGAGACAGAGAGAUAUUGUAACAAGGGGUUAUUGUGAAUAUUUAUUGUUAAAGUGGAAAGCAUUAAACUAUCGUCAAUGGAAUAGUCAACCUGGUUGGUAUCAUAUCACAUAUAAAUUAUGGUUAUCAAAUGAUAAUAAUACACAUACUCAAUUAUUCAAUUUAUUUAUAAAACAUGAUGAAAAUAAAAUUAAAAAUUCAUAUUUCCAUAUAGAAUUGAAAAAUUUAAUACCAAAUAAAUAUUAUUUAUUUUCUAUUGAAGCUAUAAAUGAUUAUAGUACAACUAAUACAUUCUCUUCAAUGAUACAAUUAUCAUCACUGAUAUUUAUUAAUAGUGGAAUUGGAUGUAAUCAAAUACAAUUACAGUAUAAUCAUCAAAUGAAACAAAUGACUGAAUCAUUAGUUAUAUAUAAGAUGAAUAAGAUCAAUUAUCCUGUAUUAUUAAGUAAACUUGUAUUAAGUCCAAUUAAUUUUUUCUGUUUCUCUGAUCCUAUUCAAGUUUUGAUUAAAUGUACAUGGGAUUAUAAAGAAUUUCAAGGUAUUUUAGGAUUUAUUUUAGAACUACAUGAAUACGGUGACAUAAACUAUAACAUCUCCUAUGAUUCCAUUAAAAUUCAUUCCAUCUUCAUUAAGCCACAUGUACACGGUAUUUUGUUAUAUUCUGCAUCAAGUAUAACUCAAUCAAAUGUUAUCCUAUCAGGUCAAACAAUUAUUAAACCAUAUUUUUAUUAUAAAAUGUCAAUUCACGUUAUAACAACGGGUGGACAUGGACCAAAAGCAUAUUCCCCGCAAUCCAAUUAUAAAGGGACACAAAGUAAUACAAAUGUGAAAUUACAUCAUUCAAUAGAAAAUGAUUGUUUAUCUGGUGAACUGUUAUGUACAUCACAAUCACCACCGAACUCUCCAUUUUCAUUAGCAUCUCAAUGGUUAUCAAGAAAUCUAAUUAAACUUGAAUGGUCACAACCUGAACAAUUGAAUGGAAAACUUGUAAAUUAUCGUGUCUCAUGGAGUGAAAUUACUUUUCCAUCCAAAGAUAAUCAACUUACUGACAAAAAUUCAACGAAUAGCAAAGAAAUUGAGCAACAAUUUACAGUGAUACUAAAAUCAUUUGAAACAACAUAUACCAUAGAUCAGUUACAUGAAAAUACUUCAUACAUAUUUAAAGUAUAUGCUCGAACACAAUCAAAACAAAAUGAUGGUUGGAGUACACCAACUUGUAUUUAUGCGUCAACAAGUUAUUGUUGGUUUAAUUCACCUCAAAUAACCGGAAUCAUAUCUCAACAUAAAUGUGAUUUUAAAAAUUUACUCAAAACAAUUGACCCAAGCUUGGAAAAGUUUUGUUCAUUCAAUUCACCAAUAUUACGUCGUCCAGUAGUGUUUAUCAGUAGUAUAAAUAAAAAUGCGACGAAUCAAAAAUUUAAAAAUUUGACUAGGAAUUCAUUACAGUUUCAUUACAAUGAAACAAAUAUAAAUUAUGCAUCAACUGUCAUUACAAUUCUAUGGAGUGAAGUCAUGUCUGGGAUCAAUUCGAUUACGCAUAUAUUAAUUGAAUUACGUUAUUCAUGGAACUUGAACAAAUGGUAUUCUUUUACUAUGAUAAACAGUUCAAUGAGAUUGUACACUUUUGAUUUUGAAGAUUUAACAAAACUUUCAGUCAAUUUAAAUAAGGAUUUAAAGCAUUCAUUUAAUGCAGUGAAAAGAAAAGUGAAAUCACAAACAACAAUGAAUGAAAUCAAUCAUGAAGCGACAAUACGAAUGAUUACAGCUGCAUUUACUGAUGCUAAUGUUCCGAUAGAUUCUACAACACAUGUAGCUAUUCAAUUUCGUGUAUCUCCAGUUAAUCAAUUUCAAAUAGGUCUACCUAGUCAAGAGUCAGACUGGAGUGUUAUAAAGUUAAAAACAAUUGUAACACCAUUUUAUCAUCAUUGGUGGUUUAUAAUCCUGUUAGGAUUAUGCGCUGUAACAAUCAUCUUCAUUUUAAUGAUUACUUUGAAGUGGAAUAUACACAGAAGGCAACAAUUAAAUAAAUCAACAUUUGUUACUGAAAAAUAUGAUUCCAAAGUAUCUUCAUCUAAUGCUUUUAUGAAUGAUUGCUGUUUAACAUUUAAAGUAUAUCAUUCAAACUAUUUGACAAAAACAAUGAACAAUAAUAUCCAACCAAAUGGUGAGAUAUGUGAAUAUCCAAAUAUGAUUAAUUCAACCUUUCAUAACAUUAGAUCACCUGAAACAGUUGAAUUAACAACAGGAAUACACUAUACUGAGAAUUCUAAUAAUGCAUUACAUAAUAAUGAAAAUCCUUUUAAUCUUGUCCUAAAUAAUCAUAAUUGGGAUGUUCUAUACAAUACUAGUCCAGAAAUUCUUAUUGCUCAAACAGACAGUUCACUUGGUAGUAAAGCUCCAAGUAAUAGAACAGUUAGUACAAGUGAAGUAGAAAGAUUUGAUGAUUUUACUCAAAAUUACAAUAAUUGUGUAACAAGUCAAGGAUUAAUAAACAACUCAAAUCAGUCAUUAUAUCCUGAAAUGAACCUUACAAUUAACUCACCCUACAAUUUUUUAUUACCAUACUCAUUUCGAAAUAAUCAAUUGAUUACUGACUUAAGUCAACCAAUAAACAAUGAAAUAUUAAUAAACCAGAAUUUACCGAGUCCAUGCAAUUCAAACAAACUAUGCAUUGACCAAUUAUCAGCACCUUAUCUUUACUCAUCUUCACAAAAUGAGUCUACAAUACUAAAUCAGAACAAUUUAUGCCAAUUAGAUAUCAACGGAAGAUUCAAAUUCGAUGAGUCAAUAAUACCACUGAACCAAAAUAUUAAUUCCUUACCAUCUGUUCAAUAUCAACGGAAUACAAAUUACCAGAAUGAACAAACGCAUCCUAAUCAAAAAUCUUAUGAUGUAGAAUUUUCAAUGACUCAAAAUCGUUCUGUCUAUCAAAAAUUUAUAAGUUCCAUCAAUAAUACACCAUCAAGUAAUGGUAACGCUUCUUUCAACUUGACGGCUACCAUCCCAAAUAAUCACAGUAGUAAUCAUCAUUCUUAUCAAAUGAAUACAAAUGGAGAUAAUUAUAUAAUGUCGAAAUCACAUAUAGAGACGUAUGAACCAGAAAAUUCAAAUUAUAUGAAGUAUAAUAGUUUACAGAGAAAAUCUUUAAAUAGAAAUUCAAUGACUACUGAUUAUAAUAGGUUUAAUACAGUUAAAACAAGUAUGGAAUUGAAUUCAUUGCCAAUGGAGUAUUCACCUUUUAAUAAUAAAGAUAAUCAAUCAUCAGUGCGUCACGAUGGACGGCGUCUUAUACAAGAUUUCGAUUUCAAUUUAUUACCUGAUCAUUUGACUCUGAAUGGUCAGCUCAAUCAAACAUCGAUAAAUAACACCACGGUCAGUCAAAUAUCAAAUAUUUAUUCAACAGGAUCUCAUAAUGAUGACAUUAGCAAUGAUAAUUCUCAGUUUAGAAAUACAAAACAUUCAUUAAAACAAGAGAAUAUUCAUCAAUCCCUAUCACCUUACAAAAAUACCGAUUUAUUGUUUAAUAACUACAAUUCUACAAUGACCAUUGUUAAGAACAACGACCAAGACACAUUAUCGAGUUGGGAUGAAAAUCUUGAAUUUCAUAUUACAACAGACUUGGAAUUGUUAACGUCUACAGAAGUUUAAUCAUGGUUUUACAGUGUUCUGAAGUGUUUUAGUUCCUGUGAAUCAUGUUUUAACUGAUCUUUCAUCGAUUCACUAUGUUGCCUAUUUUGUUUGCGGAUGAAUCCUAUCAGUAGAGAGAUAGUUGAAGUAAUACUAAGAUAUGUGGUUCUAUACACUUAUAUAUUGUCUAAUAGCAGAUAUUAUGCAUUUUGUUUAUAUUGUAACUACAUUGUAUUAAAAGUACAAAUUGUUUCUGAUAGCUCCUAUUUUGUUCAUUGAAAGUGUACAGUUAUACAGACAUAAUUAUAUCUGAAUCUAAGUUAUUUUCCUUAAGUUAUUAAGUGUUCUUUAAACCUGUCCUCUUUCGUUUUUCUCUUAGAAACUAUGAUACAUUAGAACGUUAUGAAAAAACAAUGGAAUUUUUAAAAUCUAUUUUUCUCCUCCCAUUAAUGAAUUUCCAUAAAUUAUUUGAUAUUUGUAAAUAUAAUAACUGCAUUUCCCACUCUGUGUCCACUUUAUUUAUUGAUGCAAACAUGUUUAUUAACCUUUCAGAAGAAAAAAAACGUUAUUUUGUUUCGGAUUUCAGUAAUUCGUCUUAUCAUUUUUUGCUUCUGUGUUUGCUUGACAAGUUUUAUCACAUGAUAUAUAUAAAUACUUUGAUUAUAAGAUAACUUUAAACAU